AUGCACAAUCAUGCGUUAGCUGUGUAUCCUGAGGGACACUGUCAGAUGAGCGGACUGAGCGCUGCGGCCAAAAUGAUUGUGCGGGAUAUGAGUGCGGCACAAGCUAAGCCGUGUGCUAUUUUGGCGGCUGUUCAAGAAAAAUUUCCAUCUGACAACCCUACAAGAAGACAAGUUUAUAAUUACAGAGAUAAUUUGAGAAAGUCCAGCUUUGAGGAUAGAGAUAUGGUAGGUCAGUUUUUUCAUUUGGCUCUGACGCACAACUAUUUACACUGGACGCUUUCUGAGGAGAGCACAGGUGUGUUGACCCAUCUUUUCAUGUCGCAUCCUGACUCCGUGCGGUUAGUCCGAACUUACCCCUGGGUGAUCGGUAUGGACUCCACGUAUAAGACCAACAAAUACCACAUGCCUUUCUUUGAGAUUAUCGGUAUGACUCCUUCUAACAAGAACUUCUUAAUUGCAUAUGCAAUUAUGAAGGAUGAGACUGAGGGGAGUUACAGAUGGGUGUUGGAAAGGUUGAGGUUUUUGAUUGGCGACCACCUACAGCCGACUUGUAUUUUUACUGAUCGAGAGUUGGGGCUGCUUAAACCAGUGAAAGAGAUAUUUCCACAUACCCCUCAUCUGCUUUGUACGUGGCACAUAAAUAAGGAUGUAGAAGACAAAGUGUUCAAACUGUGUGGGAGAGACACCGCAAUAACUGAUACUUUCAUGAAUGGGUCGUGGAAGAAACUUAUUAAGGCUCAAACAGAGGAACAAUACGUAGCAGCUUUGACCACUGUGAAAAUGCGGACUAGAGCGUUUCCAGCUGUGAUGCAAUAUCUUGACUGUACUUGGUUGGGGCACAAAGAGAAGUUUGUAUCAUGUUGGACAAACAAAGUCUUACAUUUUGGAAACACCACUACGUGUAGAGUGGAGAGUGCACAUGCUCAGCUAAAGCAGUGGCUCAACUCUAGUACCGGUGCUCUAGACACAGUUUGGACGAAGGUGGACUGCGUUAUACAGUCCCAGUUGACUGAUAUUAGGAAAACACUCGAGGGCUCCAGACAAACUAUAGGCGUCCAUCGACGAGGUUAUCCAUACGACCAUGUCUCCUACAAAGUCUCCCACUACUGUCUUGAUUUAGUGGCGAAGGAACUAAGGCGUAUGAGAGAGUUGAGUUGCGAUGUUCUAGUUCGUUGUGGUUGUGUGCUGAGAACAACACAUCAGAUUCCGUGUGCAUGUGAGCUGAAAGCGGUGAUUGAUGCAGGUGUUCCGAUUAGUCUGGACAGUAUCCAUUCAUUUUGGAAGACGCUUGUUAUCGGUGACGGGGUUGAAACAUCAGAACAAGCCGAUUAUGCCGCUUUUCAGUCAGAGGAUCAUCGGUACUUUUGCGGGGUUGUGGAGGAGGUGAUGUCUCAAGAUCCCUCUAUUGUGCGCGACAUAUCUCAUAUUAUCAACGAGCGACUUCAUCCCGAAGAAUCUGCUUAUCUUGAACCAGAAGUAAAGAGCACGGUGAGAGGUAGACCGAAGGGGAGCACAUCCACCAAGCGGAACCCGAGUGUUUGGGAGUACAGUCGUGGUCGUGGCCGUGCCAAGUCAUCACAAGGUCGGGGCUACAGUGCUCCUACAUCAGAUUUUAUCCCGAAUUCAGAGCUUAUUCCUGGAAUCAUAUUGCCAUUUGUCACGAAAUAUGUGGACGUGGAUGGCGACGGGAACUGUGGGUUUCGCGUUGUCGCAGAUUACAUAUACGGUGAUCAAAACAAGUGGGGUUUCAUAAGAAGAAGCAUUGCAAAUGAACUAGCCGGCAACCCUGGCCUAUAUGACGGUCUUUGCAGUGAUGGGAUGCAAGCGGCCAUUUCACGUAUUAGGUGGGAAGGGGAGGCAUGUGGGCGCGAUCACUGGAUGCAGGUUAUAGAUGACUUGUUCCCCAUUGCCACUCUCUUCAAUGUAGCUGUCAUUUUCAUAAAUGGCGCGACGAACUCACAGCCGGGUUUUGGUACGUGUACAAUUCUGCCUUUACAUUCUUCUGAUAUCGACUCACGGCCACUGAGAGAGAUAGUGAUACUAUUUUUGGGUAGAUACGCUCAUUUUGUUCGUCUAGAUUUAUGUGAUAAUUUUCCAGUCCCUCCUAUUGCCUCCUUGUGGUUCACAAACAGGGAUGCUACCGUUGAGUAUUUGGAGGGAUUGUACGUUCUCAGGAGAGCGCAAUGGCAGAGAUUGUUAGAUGCUUCUGUUUGA
This is a messenger RNA of Mercurialis annua (annual mercury), 2214 nucleotides long. RefSeq names its product PKS-NRPS hybrid synthetase cheA-like. Bases 1 to 2214 code for a protein of 737 amino acids. The transcript is spliced from 4 exons. The record is from RefSeq and is a predicted model, not a curated record. NCBI's taxonomy places the organism in Eukaryota, Viridiplantae, Streptophyta, Magnoliopsida, Malpighiales, Euphorbiaceae.